Molecule: messenger RNA, 510 nt
Organism: Phoenix dactylifera (date palm)
Lineage: Eukaryota; Viridiplantae; Streptophyta; Magnoliopsida; Arecales; Arecaceae
Product: putative indole-3-pyruvate monooxygenase YUCCA10
Molecular function (GO): N,N-dimethylaniline monooxygenase activity; NADP binding; flavin adenine dinucleotide binding
Source: RefSeq, a predicted model, not a curated record
AUGGGGAUGGUUUUAGUAAAAUACCUCAAUGUUCGUUUGGUGGACACCUUACUUCUUAUGCUUAGCAAUCUUAAAUACGGAGAUUUGUCUAAAUAUGGGAUUACAAGGCCAAAACUAGGCCCUCUCUCUCUUAAGAUUGCGACCGGUAGAUCAUCAGUUAUUGAUGUUGGUACUGUAGCAAAGAUCAAAAGUGGUGAGAUUCAGGUUGUCAAAGGGCUAUCAAGCAUACAAGGCAAUGAGGUACUUUUUACCGAUGACAAGUCAUAUCAGUUCGAUGCAAUAGUUUUUGCAACCGGCUAUCAAAGCAAAGUAAAAAGUUGGUUAAAGGAUGAUUUUGGUCUCCUUGGCCAAGAUGGGUUUCCUGUAGCAAAAUUUCCAAACCAUUGGAAAGGAGAAAAUGGGCUAUACUUUGCAGGGUUUGCCAGAAGCGGAUUGGCCGGAAUCUCCAUGGAUGCAGAAAACAUUGCCGAUGAUAUAAAGAUGGCUCAUGAUUGCUGUGAAUCAGCUUAG